Messenger RNA from Zingiber officinale, 1461 nucleotides. RefSeq lists its product as uncharacterized. Bases 1 to 1461 code for a protein of 486 amino acids. The record is from RefSeq and is a predicted model, not a curated record. The transcript has 11 exons. NCBI's taxonomy places the organism in Eukaryota, Viridiplantae, Streptophyta, Magnoliopsida, Zingiberales, Zingiberaceae.
AUGGACGACAUUUACAUGCUGGAGGAGUACCUGGCUUGCCGGAGGAGGGAGAAGGCAGCCGCCGCCGCCCAGGCCGCGGCAGCGGCAGGAGAGAGGAAGGCGGCCGCUGCUCGAGAAUCCCUGGCGGAGGUCGGCAAGGAGAAGAGGAGAUACGAAGGCUCUGCUCUGAGAGUUAUUGAGAGCGGCAGUAGAACCAAAAGUAGUACUGUUCUGGGCGAAGAAGAGAAUGUCUUCGGUAUGAAGGAGCUGAAACACAACAUCGCCCUCAAGGUAACAAGAGACGAACAUGGGUCAGAAUUUUCUCUUAACGACGAGGAAAUGGUGAUGAUGUGGGCUCAUGGGCAUAUGGACUCCUCUUCUAAACGGGGUGCAAUGGAUGAGGAUGAUCGGGGAUCAAGUAGGGAACAGUCUCCUGACCUUCAUGACGAGGACACCAACAAUGCUAUGAUAGAUCUGGGGUCGGACAUUGAAGAGGAGGAUGAAGGUGCAAUGAAACCACCCUCGAUUAUUGGUGAGGAGAUAGGACGUGCACCAUCCAUUUUAGCUCGUUGCAGGAGUCCAGCAUUAUUGAGGGGACGAUUUUUAAGAAAUGGUGCAAUGACACAUGAUGAUCAAGAGAGGUUGCCUUCAAUUGCAGAAAGAGAAUUAGGCCAGUUAAGGCAACAUCAUCGUGUCUCUGGUCUAAGCAUCAACACUGAGGUAGAGGCUCAACCUAGUGAGGAUGUUAACAUUAACCGAACUGUAGAGAGAGAGGAGAUACUUGAGUUGGAGAGUAGUCAUCGUCAUGAUACUCAUGAUAUUCAUGAAACUCCUGCUGAUGUUGCUGAGCAACAAGAAGAUACAGGACAAGAUAGAUUAGGCUGGGAACCAAAUAUUGUUGAAAACAUGGAACAGGAUUGGCCACUGGAAACCGCUGGGCAUGAUUUUGAAGAAGAUAGUCCUCUACUUGAAGUUCAUGAAGAAUGGCAUGAGGAUGAACUCCUUAGUAGGAGGAGUGUUUCUAACCUUCUUCACAGCGGAUUUCAUGAAAGUUUAGAUCAAUUAAUACAAUCCUAUCCUAUGUUCAACGACAAGGCACAACUCCAUUCAACUGGGAUAUGGGCAGACCACUGCUUACACUUACACCGUGUUUUGCCAUUUUCCUGGAUGGGCAUCACUGAUGUCAUUUUAAGUGUGACGUUAAGGGAAUGGGAUGCUCUCAAUGACUUAAAGGCAGAAAUGGCUAGGAUGCAACAGGGAAUGAAUAAUAUGCAAAGAAUGGUGGAAGCUUGCAUGGAAAUGCAAGUGGAGUUGCAACGUGCAGUUAGACAGGAAGUCUCUGCAGCGUUGAAUCGGUCUUCUGGAGCCCCUGUGAAGAUAUUGAUAUCAAAGUUUAAAGCAUUUUGCACCAAGCAUUAUCCCAAACCUCUUUAUUGCAUAUUUGCAGCUCUAAUUCCACUGUAUGGUGUUUUGUUUCCAUGA